AUGAGUUUGUCUCUAUUUAAACAAAGGCAAAAUCAAAGGACUCAAAAACUCGUGAAAGAGCUGAUAAUCCAUGAAACUGGAGUUGCAGUAAAAGCUAUCUAGGAAAAUUCAAAUAAUUACAAAAUUGCGCAUGAUUUCAUUAUAAGUAAUAUUACAAGACACACUUAUUUAGACACAGAUUCUCAUAAAGUUAGAAGACACUGUCAGGGGUAUUUUUAAUUUAGGAUUCUUGAAAAAAUCAGGGUGCAUUCACAAAUAGAGAAGGCUGAGAGACUAGAAAAGCUAAUUUCAAGCUACCUUGGGAAAAACCCAAGCGAAAUGCAGUACUCAAUCAUUUCCCUCCUUUGUUUAUUAUCAAGAAAUCCUUUGGAAUCAGACAUAUUAAGCAUUUCUCCAAUUUCAUUGCAUCUUGAUGAGUUCGCUUCAAAAACGGGUCAGGCUGAUAUAGAGUUUAAUGAAGAGGAGUUAAAACAAUUAUAUGAUGGAUGGGGCGAGUUUGGAAAUGAAAGCAGCGAAGAAAGCUAUGAUGAACUCAAUGAUGAACUUGAUGACGUAGAAGCUGAAGAAAAAUCAAUAGAGAAGGAGAAUGAAGAAAAUAGAGACAAGACCCAAAGUUAUCUGAUUAAUUAUGAUGCUCCUAUGCCAGAAGAAUUUGACGAAGAAAUGUCAGAGCCUUUACCUGAACCUGUUGCAUAUGAAAGAAGUUGGGUUGAUCCUUGCUCUCUUUCAAAGGAUUUUUAUGAAAGUCUUGUAGAAAGAGAAAAAAAAGAAUCUGGAGAAAAUUGUGUGCUGAAUUGAAAUUAUGAAACUGUAUCAGAAAGACUUAUAAUUGAUGAAAUAUUACUUAUGCUGUUUGGAGUCAAUACAAGCCUAUUUCACUGCGAUCAAAAUGGAUUUAGACUUGUCAAAAGAAUUCAAGUUGUUCAUUUGACUCCAUCUUGCUUGAUGAAUUUUUUAGAAUUUUUUGUCGAGCUAGGCACUUUGCUGAGUAGGAUUGACUAUUUUUCAGAAAAAUUAAAAACUGAUGAUUGUAUGACUUAUCAGUACUUUGCUGAUGGCUGUAAAGAGUUUUUAUAUCAAACAAGGAGCGAGCUCGUGUCAAUAAAAGAAGAGUUCGUAGUUCAAGCUGGAGAUGUCACCAGGGAAUCAAUAAGUAGGAUUCCUUACAAUACCAUCACACUAAUUUCGUUGAAACAUAGGCUGUAUCCAAUCUUAGACUUAUGCAAAUUGAUUCUUUCUAUUUUCUAUAAAGCUGUUUUGAAUUUACCCUCUCUCCAAGGUGAAACUCAAGCAAAAACUGAAUUUUCUCUUUCUUAUAAAGCUAGCUAUUUGCUAUCAUAUCUUUAUAUAUUGAUACAAGAAAAUCAUGAAAUCACAGAUCAUCAAGGAAUGUGCCUUGUAGUAAACCUCUUCAUAAAAUCAGUCCAACCAUAUAUAAAAUUUUUCUGCAUAUGGAUGUCUACUGGAUCUUUAAAUAAUGUCAGCCAAGAAUUCAUGGUUUACCAAAAAUCAAAAAAGGUUAUGGGAAAUUUUGAAGCCUGAAACAAUGCUUUUGACAUAAAUAUGCAAGAAAUUGAUGGAAGAUAUGUAAGGUGUGUUCCAGAUUUUCUGAAAGAAAUACAUGUCGAAAUAUUGACUGCUGGGAAAAAUAUGAUGAUAAUUAAGCAAAUUGAAGAGAUUUUAUUAGAUAAGCUAUUAGAGCCCUAUAUUGGGCUAUUAAAAGAUUUGGAAUCUAAGGUUACAAACAAUCUAUAUGAAAAGACAGCACACUGCUUAUCAAAAGUUCCUAAAGUAGCCCAGUACAAUAUAAAAACAGUUUCUUGGCGGCCUAAGUCUUCCCAAUUUUACGAAAUUGGCUCCGAAAGCCCAGAGAAUCUUUUUAGCAUAUACGAAUCUCAGCCUCCACCCCAUAUUUUUUCCCCAAUUACAUGCAAUCUUCCAUCCUAUGAGAUUUCUAUCUCAGAAAAAGAAAUUUUCCCUUUGAGGCCUAUAAAUCAUUGAAUUUCGUUCCAUGAUGUCAUAAAAUCAAGCUUCAUUGACACUGCACAUUUAAUAUAUGAAGAAUCAGCUAAAAAUCUAUUAGAUUUGCUAAAAGAGCAUUUUGAUCUUGAUAAACAUCUUGAAGUUCUGCGAGGUGUUUUACUUAUGGAAAACGGUGAAUGCAUGUACCCAUUUGUUAAAUUUUUGAAUAAAAAAGCUGACAAUCAAGAGCCGUUUGAUAAUGCUUAUGAAAUUACAAGCAUGUUCGGAGAAUGCUUAAAAGAAAUCAAAUGAAAAGGUGCUCAAAAUAUAUUUUCUUGUGAAAUUGAAGGUGAUAAAAAGCCUCCUUCGUCUUUAGAAGUUUUCACACACCUGAGGCUGAAUUUUAUUCCGCAUCCAACAUUAGACAUCAUUUUCGAUCCAGAUACUUUGCAAUGCUAUAAUAAGCUGUUCCACAGACUUCUCCAAAUUAAGCGUGCAGCCCAUUGUGCAAAAAAUUUAAAAUGGCGAAUAAAAAACAACCCGAAAAUCGAAAAGAUCCAAAAACGAUUUUUAAUUUGCCAAAAAGAACAAAAAAAUUUUGUUCACUCACGGAGGGGGGUUAAUUUUUUUUUUUUAAAAAAAAUUUAUAUAUAAAUUUUAUAAAAAAUAUUUUUUUUCGAAAUUUAAAAAAAUCCUAAUUUGCAAAAAUUGGGAAGCAAAUAUUAAUUUAAUUUGCAAAAUUUAUGUUUUAAAAACGCAAUUUGUUUAAAAUUAAACAGAAUUAGCUCUAGAUUUCAUUAUACUAAUUAUCACUUAUAUAUCAAAAUUUUUUUUCCAUUAAAAUUUUUUCUAUUAAAAAAAUUUUUGUUCGCUCACGGAGGGUGGGUUUUUGGUCAAAAAAUGGUGAUUUUUCUAAUGGUUUUGUUCGCUCACGGAGGGGGGGGGGGGAGUAAUACACUUUACAUGCUGCUUUGAAGAGUAUGUGAUGCAGAAUAUCAUUAAUUCGUGCAUAGGGAAGUUCAAAAAUAUUUGAAAGGAGAUAAAAACAAUUGAUGAAAUGAGAGAAGCUCAUGCUUCAUUUCUAACCAAAAUCCUUGAUCGAUGCUUAUUGCUACCAAAAGCUGCACCAAUUAAUGAUGCAGUCUCAGCUAUUUUUGGACUGUGCAUAAAAUUCAACUAUUUGGUUCACAGAAUGAGCGGACUGGACACUGAACUUGAAAGUUAUGACGAUGAGAUAAGUGAGUGCUAUAGGAUAUUAAAUGACAUACAAGAAUCUUUUAAAUCUGCCGUUAAUGUGCUGGUAAAAAUCCUGUCAAGAUAUGCUCAAAGAGGAGUCAAUUAUCAAUGUAACCUCUAUUUAGAUUUGGGAGCUUAUUACUCGAUGAACUUUAAUCGGUAUUAUCUAGAUGAUUAA
This is a messenger RNA of Blepharisma stoltei, 3376 nucleotides long. The record is from the annotation of a GenBank genome assembly. Lineage: Eukaryota; Ciliophora; Heterotrichea; Heterotrichida; Blepharismidae.